Molecule: messenger RNA, 1302 nt
Organism: Aspergillus viridinutans
Lineage: Eukaryota; Fungi; Ascomycota; Eurotiomycetes; Eurotiales; Aspergillaceae
Product: URC4/urg3 family protein
Exons: 4
Coding region: 1-1302 (433 amino acids)
Source: RefSeq, a predicted model, not a curated record
AUGGAUCCAGAAAUACAGUACGUCCUCGGGCUGAAAGCUGUCCGUGAACGAGCCCAUCGAGUUCUACAACUCGCAGAGGAAAAUGGCCUGAACCACUUCGAGUACCAUCCUGAUCGCCUCCAGGAUGCAGUACAAUACGUGAUAAGCAUCAUCAAACGCGACUUUGGACCAAACAAGUACCACCUCAUCCCGCCUCAUGGCCGCUGGCAACACUUUGAAGUCGGCGGUAUCAACCGCCCUGAUAAUUUGCUGAAGCAGUCGAAGAGGAACGGGGCGGACGCACUCGAGCAGACGCGUAGUUUAGUGGACUUAUUCUUCGUCUCGGUGCUGCUUGACGCGGGAGCAGGUGACAAAUGGCGGUUCACCGAGCCAGGGACAAAUAUCGUCGUUGGUCGUAGCGAGGGAACCGCAUUAGCUUCGUACAAUAUGUUCCUGAAUGGCGACUUUACGACUGCCCACAGUGAGAGAAGGGAUAUCGUUCUGGGGCAAGCCCUCAAGGACUUUGACGCUGCAACACUGCACCGCGGUUUCCAGAUAGAAGAGAAGACGAAUCCCCUUGUCGGAGCGUCGUCGCGCGUCGAGCUACUCCGAGCCCUGGGCCGGUCACUCCUCAACCUCCCAGAGAUAUUCGGUCCGGCGGGCCGCCCAGGAAACCUAGUUGACUAUCUCCUUUCCCAAUCCCCAACGCCAACAGAAAUCAACUACGAAACCCUCUGGACCACUCUACAAACCGUCCUCCUGCCCGUCUGGCCGGCAACCCGCACCCACAUCGACGGCCACCCCCUCGGCGACGCAUGGCCCCUCCAAGUCCUCGCAGACGACGCAGAGCGAACCGCUCAAAAGUCAAAAUGCGCGCACAUUCAGCCCUUCCACAAACUCACGCAGUGGCUCGCGUACUCCCUGACCGUCCCCUUCGAGCGCCUCCUCGGCGUGAAAUGGGCAAACAUGAAUCUCGGCACCGGGCUCCCCGAGUACCGCAAUGGAGGCCUGUUCGUCGACCUUGGUGUUCUAACCCUCAAGCCUGAUGCUGAAGAACGGGGACUGCAGAAUUCCGGGGCGAGACUUCCGGCGUUUGAGGCGACGUCGGAUGAGAUUGUGGAGUGGCGGGCGAUGACAGUUGCCCUCUUGGAUAAGCUGCAUGCGCGAAUUAUGGACAGCGAGGAGUUUGCUGGAGUGAGGUUGAGUCUUGCGCAGGUUUUGGAAGCUGGGAGCUGGAAGGCUGGACGGGAAUUGGCGGCUGAGAAGCGGCCGGUGACUAGAUCGAGCCCGAUUUUGAUACUGGGUGAUGGGACGCUAUUUUAG